Messenger RNA from Engraulis encrasicolus (European anchovy), 794 nucleotides. RefSeq names its product dCTP pyrophosphatase 1 (gene dctpp1). Gene Ontology annotation, biological process: DNA protection; dCTP catabolic process. Bases 119 to 646 code for a protein of 175 amino acids. Gene Ontology annotation, molecular function: dCTP diphosphatase activity. The record is from RefSeq and is a predicted model, not a curated record. Lineage: Eukaryota; Metazoa; Chordata; Actinopteri; Clupeiformes; Engraulidae. The transcript has a single exon. Gene Ontology annotation, cellular component: cytosol.
GGCGGAAGAAACUCCUGUUUAGGAAAUUGUUGGGACUAGUGGCGGGAGUUCUACGCGUGUUCGACUACACUUCGGAUUUACUAAUUUCCCCGUAAUAUUCCAUUUUCAUUUCUCGACUAUGGGCGAUCAUUUGCAAGAGAAGUCUCAGCUGAAAAGUGGCGCACCGGUUUCUCUGAAUGGCGACAGCAAACUCGUUGAAAAGCACGGCAGCGAGGAAAAUGGACACGACCAUGCCGCAUCAGGUGUAAACGGUGGGCAAGAAUACAAAAGGUAUACAUUUAGCCCCCAACCUACGCUCGAGGACAUACGCCGAAUGCAGGCAGAAUUCACAGACGAGCGGGACUGGAACCAGUUUCACCAACCUCGAAACCUCCUGCUGGCAAUGGUCGGUGAAGUUGGAGAAGUGUCCGAGCUCUUCCAGUGGCGUGGAGAAGUUCCCGAGGGCCUACCGAACUGGUCUGAUUCCGAGAGAGAACACCUCGCACAAGAAUUGAGUGAUGUCUUGAUCUAUUUGGUGGAGCUGGCAGAGAAAUGCCACGUCGAUUUGCCUCAAGCUGUCCUUCGUAAAAUGGCACUGAACCGCUUGAAAUACCCAGCCAGUAAAGUUCAUGGAUCAGCCAAAAAGUACACUGAAUAUCAGGAAUAGACCCACAGCAACCUGGACAGGGUUCCUCUGAACAAUCAAGUGCAGUGAAGUCCUACACAAGUUGCUCAUAUUUUAUUUUCACUGGCUUAACGCACUUUACUUGGUAAUUGUUUUAUUCAAGAUUUUACUUCAGCCUGAGCGAGCUACU